AUGACUGGUUCACCCGCCGGAUUUGGGAGGCAAAUCCCUCUUCUGGCUGCAAUAGACUCGAAAUAUCAUAUCCAUUUGAUCAUUGGAAAUAAUCCAUUGGCAGCUGCUCGCAUUACCAAGUCUAUCGAUUCAGGAGCAACUCCAAUUCUAAUUUCCCCUCCUGAGAACAAGCUUCCAUCGACUCUUUCCGAGAGAAUUGAGGCCGGACAGGUCCAAUGGAUCCAGAGAGAAUUCCAGGACAGCGAUCUCCUCACAUUGGGCCGAGAGGAAGUAGAGUGUGUUGUUGACGCCGUAUUUAUAACUUUGGACAAGACAUAUUCCUUAACCCAUCACAUAUCAAAAACAUGCCGGCAGCUUCGAAUUCCAGUAAAUGUGUCAGAUGCACCGGAACUUUGCUCUUUCACACUACUGUCAACCUAUUCUGACGGGCCUUUGCAUAUUGGGGUUACAACGUCAGGAAAAGGAGGCUCUUUGGCUUCUCGUAUAAGGCGAGAAAUUGCCUCAUUCCUUCCGCCUGGACUUGGGACAGCAGUUGAAAAUCUGGGCAUAUUAAGGAAACGAAUUUGGGAAGAGGAUGCUAUCGAGGAAGAGGCAGAUAAAGAUAGCUUUGAGGAUGAUUCCGACGACUCAACUGCACAGAAGCACACAUUUAACACAUUAGUAGUGGAUGCAGCCGCUACAUCGAAGACAAGGAGAAUACGCUGGCUCUCACAAAUCUGCGAAUACUGGCCCCUUCGCCAGCUUGCCAGCGUAACGCUGCCUGGAGUAGAGAAGAUGUUGGAAGCUUAUGGAGCGGGGAAGAACCCUCUUACCAACGGAAAGAGUACUGGUCCGGAGGCUAAAAACGGAAAAAUUAUCCUAGCAGGCUCUGGGCCAGGUCACCCCGAAUUGCUGACACGUGCAACAUAUCACGCAAUUAAAACAGCAGACCUUAUACUCUCCGACAAACUAGUGCCGACUGCAGUUCUCGAUCUCAUCCCACGAAGAACGGAAGUGCACAUUGCACGAAAGUUCCCUGGUAAUGCAGACAAAGCACAGGAAGAACUGCUAGAACUUGCAUCCGAGGGCUUAUUGGCCGGCAGAAUUGUCCUCCGGCUGAAGCAGGGAGACCCAUACCUCUAUGGACGGGGGGCUGAGGAAUUCUCCUAUUUCCGAGCGAAGGGAUACGAGCCUAUUGUUCUUCCUGGCAUCACAAGUGCUCUGAGUGCACCUUUGUUUGCGGAUAUACCACCAACCCAUAGAGGAGUGGCUGACCAAGUCCUGAUAUGCACGGGGACUGGUCGCCAUGGCGUGGCACCCUCACCACCCAAUUUUAUACCUAGCCAAACGGUUGUUUUCCUCAUGGCAUUGCACCGGUUGGCAUCACUCAUUGAAUCUAUGACAACUUACACCGGCGAUGGUAAAGAUGAUGUAACUUCAUCUAGAAGCCUCUGGCCAAAAGACACGCCCUGUGCAGUGAUAGAAAGGGCAUCCUGCGCUGACCAACGGGUAAUAAGGUCGACAUUGGAGCAUGUGUGUAUGGCUGUCCAAGAAGAGGGCUCACGGCCACCAGGCCUGCUUGUAGUGGGAGCAAGUUGUGAAGUUCUUCAUCAACCAGGCCGGAAAUGGAUCGUUGAGGAUGGAUUCAAGACGCUGGAUGGUCUGAACGAUGAUUUGAAUUUAAACACCAUUGCUGCAUUGGGAGGAAUUGACGGCGAAUAG
Molecule: messenger RNA, 1701 nt
Organism: Trichophyton rubrum CBS 118892
Lineage: Eukaryota; Fungi; Ascomycota; Eurotiomycetes; Onygenales; Arthrodermataceae
Exons: 2
Coding region: 1-1701 (566 amino acids)
Biological process (GO): sulfate assimilation; siroheme biosynthetic process
Molecular function (GO): uroporphyrin-III C-methyltransferase activity
Source: RefSeq, a predicted model, not a curated record